UAUUCCAAUGGCCAAAAGAUCCACAAGAAAACGAAGCAAAUCUGCCAAGGGAAAAAAUACUCUAGAUAAAGUUGAUAGGUUGAGUGGCUUACCUCAUGAGAUACUUACUGACAUUCUUACAUUACUUCCAACCAAGGAUGCAAUCACAACAAGUGUUUUGUCCUCUAAGUGGAUUUCACUGUGGACCUUUGCUAAUGUUCUUGAUUUCCCAAACAAUUCUCCUUCCAUCACAAAAAAUAAUUUUGUUGAAAUUUUCAAUAGUAUUUUAGCUGAAAGGAAAUCAAACUGCAUUAAAAGACUUUCCCUUUGUUUUGAAGCCUGCUAUAAUCCAAACCUUGUUGUUGAAGUGAUUUCCAUGGCUAUUAACCAAAAGGUUAAGGAGGUAAACCUUAUCUUAAAGCCUUUUAAAGUUAAUUUGCCUUCUCACCUUUUCACUUGCAAAACUCUAACUGUGUUGGAGUUGGUUGGGAGUUUUGAGUAUCUUCAGAUUUCUUAUGUUCAUCUUCCUUCUUUGAAGAUUUUACAUAUCAAUUUGUUGUGUUUUGUUGAAGAUGCAACUCUUAUGAAGCUUUUCUCUGGUUGUCCUGUUCUAGAAGAACUUAUCUAUGAGGACGUUAUAUUUAAACAUGCAUCUUCAUUUGAAAUAAGUGUGCCCACAUUGAAGAGGCUAACUGUUAGAAAUUCUGAUAAAACACUUAAUAUCAACACUCCUCUUCUCCAGUACCUUCUAUUAGAUCAUACUAAGGCUACUGAUUAUGCAAUUAGGAACAUGAACAACUUGAAAGAGGCAUAUACCAACAUCUAUUUUGAAUCUGAAGAGGGAGAAGAACAAGAAAAUAUACCAAAUCUUUUCAUCGGGAUUCAGAAAACCCAAUUUCUUAGCUUUGAUGUUAUUUCAACGGAGGUUCUCAUUAAUGCUUGUAUAGAAUUCCCAACAUUUCACAAUCUGGGACAUCUACAAUUGUAUUUAAACAGCCUUGAUUCAUAUUUUCUAGUUGAACUAUUACUAGAAAAAUGCCCCAAUCUUAAAUGUCUUGAGAUUAUUAAGGUUAAUGAGUUAACUGAUACUGAUAUUAAAUGGACACAACCUAAUAUUGUAGUCCCUACUUGUCUUUCAUCUCACCUUACUACUUUUAUAUUCAAGGAUUAUGAAGGAACAACUGAUGAGUUUGAACUUAUAAGUUACAUUCUUGAGAGUGGAAGUGUUCUAAAGAGAACCACUAUUUAUUUUCAAAGUAGCUGGGAUCCAACCAUGGCAAGUGAUGAUGUGUCACGAUUAUGUUCCUUGCAAAGAGCUUCAAUUGAAAACAAGACUAACUAUGUGUUUCAAAGUUGAUCUUAAUGAUAUUUUGUCCUUCGUUAUUUGGCUAACUGUUAUUUUGGACUUUUAUCAAUGCAGGGAUUAUUUCAUAAUUGGAUUUACUUUUAUUUGGAUUGUUUGUAAUUUUGAA
Messenger RNA from Vicia villosa (hairy vetch), 1451 nucleotides. Its product is annotated as F-box/LRR-repeat protein At4g14103-like. Gene Ontology annotation, molecular function: protein binding. Bases 8 to 1336 code for a protein of 442 amino acids. Lineage: Eukaryota; Viridiplantae; Streptophyta; Magnoliopsida; Fabales; Fabaceae. The transcript has 3 exons. The record is from RefSeq and is a predicted model, not a curated record.